AUGUCUAUGGGAGGCCCGUCAAUAAGUGCUUUUGCGGCGCUGAGCAGCGCUGACGAUGACGACGUGAUCGGCUACGAACAGUCAGACGAGGAGUCAGGGUCAGGAAGUGACCAGCGACCGGUUUCUGAGCCGCCACAGCAGGCUCCUGCCCAGCCUUCUGUGCCUGUCUAUUCAGCACCAAAUGCCCCCGUUGUUGUUUCGUGCUCAAAGUUUGUGCCCACCAGCGAGAACGUGGUCUAUGGACGGGGUUAUGUGGUUAUUGGCCUGAAAGCAGACGAGUUUCUUAUGGUCAAGGGCCAGUACUCGUUGAAGAUCCAGCGAGGAGCCGUGCAGAUAGACUCUAUCUUAUACCAUUCGAGCCAUGAUCCUAUCCAAAUCUACGGGCUGUCACUUUCCAGUAUUCCACUAAUAUCAGCUGCACAGGUCACCGACCAGGGUCUGGUCGAAGAUACAAUUCUGCCAGAAACGGAGCAUUUAUUCACACCAGACUACAAAUCGGUGAUCAGACUUGACGACCUUUUUGAUGGCUUGGAGAAAAUAGGCCUUCUAUAUCCGCAAUUGAAAAAUAUACAUCCUAACAGAGAGGAUAUCGAUGAGUUCGGGGGAUCUGCAUUCGCAAAAUCUUUUUACCCUUACUCUUUCAAAGUGGUGGAGAGUCCAAGUAACAAUCUUGGCACAUAUAUCAACAAAACCUGGAAGAAUGCUCUGGACACGCUUAUUAGUGACUCUGGGAGCACAGAAGACAUGCGUGUUCUGGUCAUUGGGGCCAAAAAUACAGGCAAGUCCACGUUUCUACGACUGCUGCUUAAUAAACUGGCACAUAAAGAGCAUAUCUCGCCCAAAGUAUUGGACAUUGAUCCGGGACAGCCUGAAUAUUCUCUUCCUGACUGUAUAUCUUUGACGACCCACCACAAACCCAUACAUGGCCAGUACUUUCCGUUUCUGUGCGAGCUUCCGGCAAGGUCUUGCUAUAUUGGUUUUAAUACUCCCCAACGUCAGCCAAUCAAGUAUAUCUCGCAGCUAAAGGCACUGGCAACGCAUCUGGACAUGGAAAACGGCCCUCUGCUAAUUAACUCACCGGGGUGGAUCAAAGGUUUUGGAGUCGAGAUCCUGAAAGAGCUCACAGCUGCAGUCCGUCCAACUCAUCUUGUCUACCUUUCCUUCGGCGGCGAAGACGACAACCAGCUUUUAUGCAAUCUAACCUACCAAAACCUCGUGCGCGUCCCUGUUGCGGGCUUCACUUCUAGAGGAUAUGACAUAGUGCGCUAUUCACCUUCUCAAAUUCGCAACUUUAGACUGCUUUCUUACUUCCACUACAAUCGCUACGAAAGGACUUUUGAUUUUGAGCCAUUGCUGGCAAGAUCUCCAUACAAAAUCAGCUAUGCCGAUUUUCUCAAUAGAGAGGAACUGCUUAGAUUUCCAGGAUUGUCGGGUAUUUCCAUUUUGGACGCUGCGAACAUCAACCACGAAGACCUGGUCGAAUGCCUCGAAACUCAGGUGGUGGGGGUGUUUGAGCUAGCAAACGAUGAAUUCAUGAACUUCUACGACGAGAUGUCCCAGCGUGGUCAGCUGAGCUCAUUUGAGUCGUAUCCAAAUCUUUUCAGCAAUACGCUCGAAUCGGUGGUAUCUGAAUUCCGAGGUCUAGCGUUGAUCCAUUCAAUCAACACUACGGACAAGUACAUUAAUCUAUACACGCCAAUUGACGUUACACGUCUCUCCAAGUCGUUGGCCACCAACGAAACCAAAUUGGUGCUGGUGAAAGGACGAUCGGACCUUCCGACAGAGGAACUCAUCCCCAAAAUGACUACCAAGAACGCUCUUCCAUACGUCACAUACACGGCCUUCGGCAAAGGUGCGAAAUCUGUCAAUGUUCGACGCAACAUUCAACGCAAAAAAUAG
This is a messenger RNA of Ogataea angusta, 1899 nucleotides long. RefSeq lists its product as uncharacterized. Gene Ontology annotation, cellular component: nucleus. The record is from RefSeq and is a predicted model, not a curated record. Gene Ontology annotation, molecular function: polynucleotide 5'-hydroxyl-kinase activity. Lineage: Eukaryota; Fungi; Ascomycota; Pichiomycetes; Pichiales; Pichiaceae. The coding region runs from base 1 to 1899 and encodes 632 amino acids. The transcript has a single exon. Gene Ontology annotation, biological process: cleavage in ITS2 between 5.8S rRNA and LSU-rRNA of tricistronic rRNA transcript (SSU-rRNA, 5.8S rRNA, LSU-rRNA).